Messenger RNA from Phycodurus eques (leafy seadragon), 6964 nucleotides. RefSeq names its product ras-related protein Rab-27B-like. NCBI's taxonomy places the organism in Eukaryota, Metazoa, Chordata, Actinopteri, Syngnathiformes, Syngnathidae. Gene Ontology annotation, molecular function: GTP binding; GTPase activity. Gene Ontology annotation, biological process: melanosome transport; positive regulation of exocytosis. Gene Ontology annotation, cellular component: secretory granule; melanosome. The transcript is spliced from 7 exons. The record is from RefSeq and is a predicted model, not a curated record. Bases 433 to 1080 code for a protein of 215 amino acids.
GAACUACCUUUGUCCAAACGAAGCUCCUCAACUGAGUUCAACAUAGUUCCUUGGAGGAUUGGUUCCCAGGGGGAAAAAAAAUCAUUAAAUAAGAAAAUAAUAGCAACUCGAGUUGCUCCACCCUUGCAUCACAUGUAGGGGAGGUUUGGGCAAUACUCUGCGACUGGGGAAUGAGUGACAAGGCUGCAGAUCGGAUGGACGCAGGCACUGCUCCCGGACUUGCUGGAACCGCUGACGUGCAGUCCAUAAAUGGGAUUCUUUCUACCAAAACAGGAGAUCUAAAAACACCUUUGACGACUCAUGCGGAGCUCAGGCCGAGUCAUGCGCUUGUCCCACUCGGAUCACAGCGGUAAGACGCUGUGUUAAGCCCACUUCAACCUUUACUUUUCCCCUGCUUUUUUUUUCCCGUAGCUUGGUAGGCUGAGCGGCACCAUGGCCAAGUGGGAUUACGACUAUCUGAUCAAGCUGUUGGCGCUCGGCGACUCGGGCGUAGGCAAGACCACCUUUUUGUACAGGUACACUGACAAGAAGUUCGACCACAAGUUCACCACCACGGUGGGCAUCGACUUCCGGGAAAAACGGCUGAUGUACACAGGGACUAAUUCCGACGGGGCAACGGAAAAGAACUUCAGAGUCCACCUUCAGCUUUGGGACACAGCUGGACAAGAGAGGUUUCGCAGCCUCACAACAGCCUUCUUCCGAGAUGCCAUGGGCUUCCUGCUCAUGUUUGACCUGACCAAUCACCAAAGCUUCCUCAAUGUCAGGAAUUGGAUGAGUCAGCUCCAGGCCAACGCAUACUGCGACAGUCCCGACGUGGUCCUGGUGGGCACCAAGGCUGACCUCCGCAGCAUCAGGGACGUGCACGCCAGGCAAGCCAGAGAUUUGGCUGACGGAUACGGCAUCCCCUACUAUGAGACGAGUGCUGCUACAGGCCUGGGCGUGGAGAAGGCGGUGCAGACCCUGCUGGACAUGGUGAUGAAGCGGAUGGAGCACAGUGCGCCAGAAACCGAGCACAACGGCAGCAGUCGGCCAGCAGGGGCAGCGCACGAGGUCGCCGUCUGGAGGAGGUGCGCCUGCUGACGUCACGCCUGACAUCACCGGACACUUUAUUAGGUACGUGCCGUCCAAUAGGAGAAAAUACAAGAGCUGUCUCAAUAAUAAUGCUCAUUGUAUUGCAUCUCAUUGGAUGGUGUAAGUGUACCUACUGAAGAUAAUUUGUCAUUUUUUAUCAUCAUAAUAUCAGUCAAACAAUAAAAACAAUAAAAACUUUGGAUUAUUCGCAAGCCAAUUACAGGACACACAUAGACAGCAUAGACACAUUCACACCUGUGAAUCAUUUAUAGCACUGGUGUGAAACUGGUGGCCCGGGGCCCAGAUCCGGCCCGCCACAUCAUUUUAUGUGGCCCACGAAAGCAAAUCAAAAUCGCUAAUUGUGUUCUGGUGUCAUACCAUUGAGAUAUAUUUGCAAGCAUUUUUUUGUUACCAAUCCCCCUUUGAAAAGAAAUGUAAUAGUUGAAAAACAUGUUUUUAUAGGCUUCUGAUUUCAAAACUGGUUAUUCAUCAAUGUGUUGUGUAUACUGUAAUUACAGUAUAUGAGGUAAUUUUUCAUUUAUAUGGGUCCACAUUUGUAGCGGCCCUCCGAGGGAAGUCAUAACCGCGAUGUGGCCCGUGACAAGAAUGAGUUUGACACCUUUGAUUUAGAGCAUUGAUUUAACCUUAGCUGACUUUUGGCGAACAAUGCGGGGAACACCCUGAACUGGUCUCCAGCCAAUUGCUGGUGACCCAGACAAGCAAGCAUACACACUCACAACUAUGGACAAUUUAGUCUUCAGUGAAGCUUACAUGCUUGUCUUUGAAAUGUGGGAGGAACGUUGACGGGGGGGAAAAAAACGUGUGGCGGUGACUCCGAAGUAUUGUUGAAAUAUUAGCCAGCCUUAUUAUCAUCUUGGCUAAGGCUAAUGCUUUCUAUGUUAGUUUUCUCCCUUGAUAUUCACAUUAGCCUGACUUUUUGUUAGAUGACAAAAUAAAAAGUAGUUGGCUGCCUAUUUGGAUUCUAGCAUAAACUCUACACUCCGUAACACUGUUAGACUUUUAGCUUCUUAGCUGCCAGAGCUCGUUACCAUCAUGGCUCAGGCUAAUACUUUUCUAUUAGGUUUCUCUCUUGAGAUUAAAUUAGCCUGAAAUUUUGUUAGAUGACAAAGUGAAAGUGAAAUCAUCACGUAAUCAUCUGUUAGCAUUAAAUACACACACAGACACAGACAAUUAGCUUUGUACCUUGCUAACCCUUUGGAUUCUCGUGAAAUCACAAGACUUUGUAGUAUUGUUCAACUAUUAGCUUUGUAGCUACCAGCACUAGUUAGCAUCUAGGCUAAGGCUAAUGAUUUUCUAUGAUCUUUUUCUGUGGUUGAACUUACAUUAGCCUGCCUUUUUGUUAGAUGACAAAAAAGUACAUUUAAAAACUAGUUUCCAACUAGUUACUAUCAUGGAUAAUGCAAUUAGCACAUUUUCAACAAGUUUUCUUAUGAAUGAUAUUUAGGUUUUUUUGUUUUUUGUUUGUUUUGUUUUGUUUUUUCAAAGAGGGUAAAACAAUUUUUUUGGUUCACUUGGAAGAAAAAAAUAUUUUUUAUUGGACAUAUUAAUAUGCAGGCACACAUUUAUCAUACAGUGGAAUAAGACAUUUAAAUAUACAGAUUUUUUUGGUCAAAACAACCCCCGAAGACAUUGAUGAUUUUUUAUAUAUAUGACAUGUUCAUAACCGUCCACGUAAUUACGUUAGCCAUGCAGACGUAGCAAAAGGUACAAGAAAAAAAAAAUCUUGUGAAUAAAGUUUCUUCUGUGUGGCACUUAUGUACAGACAGGUGGCAAAUUGAUCAUAUGAAAUAAUGGGACAUGUUCAAUGGGGGACAUGUGGACAUUUAUUUGAGAGGAAGUGUUCAUUUUUCCUUGUUGUCUUUGGUCCCAAUGCAAGUGGACUGUAACGACAAAAGUAAACAUUUCCUCAAAUAGUCGCCGGGGGCAUUUAUUUUUACUUUUUAUCUUUGGGCCCAGUGCAAUCGGACUUUAAAGACAAAAAUGAACAUUUCCUCAAAUGGUGGCCAAAUACAAUAAAUAUUGUAUUUAUUUUCAAUGCCAAAACGUUAUGGCAUUUCAUAAGAAGUCAAAAGAACAAACCCUUGCGCUCUCAGGCUUGGCUGAGGUAACUCAUGGAUUGAUGACCUUUUAGUUUGACAUUUAAGAGCUAGUCCAAGACUAUUUCCUUCAAACAUUCUUUUUGGCGUACAUUCCUAAUGUGCUGACACCCAGACAUUCAUGCACAGUUAGCGCCUCGUACACGUGACAUCAGCUACACAGAGUAAUAAACAAAAUAGCCCCUAGUCUGACAUGACAAGAAACGCUUUUGUUUGGGAAAAGAUUCUAGGCGUCAACAACAGCAACAGCCAAAAAUCAAUCUGAGCGUGCUCGCGACAUCCUGUGACAAGUCACACAGUCAUGAGGCACGCCAUCAUGUGUCCUCCAGCUUCUUAAAGAUCACCGACGACUUGCUUGGGUGGUCCCCCGUUUCUGAUAAACACACACUUGGAGAAAAGAAAUGUGACAAAAUGAGGCAGAACUGCAUGAGGUUUGGUCCCGUUUGAACUAUACAGCAGGAGUACUUGGAAAGCUGCUUAAGAUCCAUGUACUAGCAUGCUAUUUGUCCUCACUAAUAAGAACUCUGACCAGUCGCUCUGACACCUACUUUUAUGAAGUGUUUAGAGAAACUGGUCUGACAUCACAUCACAUCCUGUCUCCCACCCAUAUUUGACCCACACCAGUUGGCAUAUAGAGCUAACAGAUGGACAGAAGAUGCCAUUGUCACGGGACUCCACACUGCCACCCCACACUUGGAAGAGCAGGGGCGCUCUGCUAUAGAGGCUGCCACAGGAGUGGAUGCUGACUCCUGCUCCCUCCCAAUCCCAAAUAAGUAAAAAAAUCUAACUCGCUCCCAUAGAAAUCGCUCCCACUCCAUCCCAAUCCCCGGUGUUUAAAAAAAAAAAAAAAAACCAACAAAUCGCGAAUGUUUAAAAAAAUAAAAUCUCGCGCAGUACCAAAUUAUUGAAAAAAUCCUACCCAAUCCAGAGUUUAAAAACAAAUAAAAAAUUCCACUCCUGAGCAAAAAUGUAUAGAAUCCCACUACUAUCCCUCCCGCCCCACAUAUUUUUGUUUACUCUCAGUCAUUCUUGCUCACUUUUUGCUCCUCGGUAUGAAAUAUGCAUUACAUGUCUGCCUUACUCACCAUAAUAAAUACAUUGAAUUACCGGAAUGAUCAAGAAACAAAACAUAAAUUUAUUAAUAAAAGCCGUCUUAAUCCCUUAGUGUAGCUAUGUUUGGCUCGAUGCUGAGGGGAAAUUCAAAUAUCGAUUUGAUUUAAAGCUAUAGUAUGUAACGCCCCCAACAAAAGAACUGAGCCGUCGCUUCAAUAUGACGUAGGCAAUGCGUGUUAUGGCCCUUAUAUGUGAUUCUACAAAAUGUUACUGUUUUGAAGGACGUGUCAUUUCCGUGCCGUUAUUUCCGUCAUUUGCACUGCGCCACCAACCGAGCCAGCGCGAGAAAUUAAUAGGACAGUCACUCAAUAUAAAAAAUUAGAUACUGACAAAUACAGCAAGAUGUUAGAGGAGCUGAAUGGCUUAAUCAGCAUUGUGUCAUCUCCUCUCGUGGCGGCUUGGGUGAACAUUACUUUUUUUUGUUUUUGUUUGUUUUUACAAAACAUUUGUGGAUUAUAGCUUUAAAAUGAAAUACAAUAUAACUGCAUCACGCUUUCACUCCCACCACCAUGGUUUCCACUCCCGUCCAUUCCCGGUGACUUUUUUUUUUCCAUAGUUCCCGCUCCCGCUAGCUCCAGAUGACCUUUGCUCCCCCUCCUGCCCAAUCCUGUGAUUGAUGGUGAAAUUCACUCCCGUCCCACGGGAAUGCCACUGGACCCGGUGGGAAUCCCGAAAAAUGUCAGCCUCGGCUCUGCUAGGCUACUUUUUAUUUACUCUAAUUCUGCCUUUAACUUGAUACCACCAGACAUUCAAGCAAUAAAAUUAUUGGACAUUGGACUUCCACCUCUCACCAACUGCUGCUGGAUUAAAGACUGUGUGGGCAUCCAACCACAUGCUCGCUCACUCAUUCUUCCCGCCGUUCUCAGUUGUACAGGCCCCACUCAGACUCAUUCAUCCAAUCACAUUCAGACACCACUCGCUCAUCCAAUCACAUUCAGAUAUCGUCAUAGCCUCGCAGACUGUCGGAGCUUGUAAAACCUUAACACCAAUUCACAUAACACAGUUAAAGUUACAAGAGGAUGUAUUGGAUUUCUCAAAUUCAACCAUGUAUUGUCGAAAACUUGAAGUUAUGUUAUCUGGAUUGUUGUGAGAGUUUUAUAAGAGCCGACUGUGAAAGGGACUCAGAAGGUGUCUGUGACUGUGAUUGGGUGUGAAGUUUUGUCUGGCGACAUUAAUGUAAUUUUUUUACAAUAUGUUAUUGAUUGACCACCGCUUGUCUUUAUUUCAUUUUCUAAGAAGACGCUUCAAUAUAUUUUCUUUUCACUGUUACAGGAUGUUGUUUGAUGAAUUCCCUGACUGCUGACGUGAGGAUUUAAGGCUGCCAUAGACUUUAAUAAUUUGUGGCCGUGGUCCCAAUCUAAUUUUUAACAAAAAUAUUUCCGCACUCUUGAGUCACCCCUGCUAGUUUGCUGCGCAAAACCCACCUCCUGUUGAGUUUGGCAAGGCGCCGUGUUGCCAAAACCCAUGAUUGGCGACUAAUUGACCUCAAGCUCUAACCCUCAUUGCGGAGGGGUAAAGUCCAGUAGUCGGUUCAACCCCUAGUACACGCAUGAUUCUAUUUGUAGUAUUUCAAAAGUUGUUCUAUUAGUGCACCCUAGUCGUUUUGCUAGUGCACUGAAUUGUCUGACUAAUGAGAACAAAGAGUAUACUAGUACAGUACAUUGACCUUACGCUAGAAGGAUAUAGAAUAAAUGCUCAAACGGCUUUUCCAAAAGAGUAUCUUAUUAUUCACUAUACAGUCACUGGAAAUAUUCUUAAGGAAAAUUGCAGUCAGCAAUGCAAAGCAAGGUUAAAAGAAGGUUCUACUAAUGAAUUCUAAAACAUUGUUAGUGCCUCUUGCAUGCAACGUGAGGUUCGAGUAGAACAUGCUCUCAUAACAGUCCAGCAAGUUGUCUGCUUUAUGACACGAGGCAAUAAAAUCUCUCAUAAUAAUCUGUUUUAUGUGUAUACUCUAGUUGACGGUUGCCAUGGUGAAACCCGAAAUAAAAAAUGUUAAAUUUGAAUCUGCUCAAAAUGUUGUAUUUUCUUAAGAUUUUAGCCACGCUUAGGUACCGUAUCGUUACCAAGUCACAAAGUUGGAAUUUUUGACGAGAAAAAUAAAGUUUUAAUUUUACAUUUUACAUAAGUUUUAAUUUUACAUGAACAUCCUAAUUUUACAAGAAUAAACUUUUAGUUUCCAGGAAAAAAACUCAUUUAUUAGAUUUUAUUUAAUUAAUUUUAUUAAUUUAUUAGAAUAAAAUUGCAUUCUUGAAGAAAAAAAAAAUACUUAAUUUGGCGAUGAAGUUGUACUUUUUCGACAAGUCAGAACGCUACAACAAUUAAGUUAUAAUUUUGCGAUAAAAAACUUGUACUGUUACAUCUUAUAUCAAUAAAGUCCUAAUAGCAUGUUUUUAAAAAGUUGCACAAUUAUAAUUUUUUUUAUUAACGUUACUAAAGACAAAAGUUGGAAUGUUACGAGAAUAGUUGUGUUUUUAGGGAAAAGAAAAAAGGUCAUCAUUUUACAAGAAUAAAGUUAGAAAAAUAAUUCGAGACAAGAGUCAUGAAGUUACACUAGUAAAGUUUUGAUAUCACAAAAAAAGUCAGAAUUUUACCAGAAAAAAGUUAUGGAGAAACAACAAAAGAUGUAAAAAAACACGACUACUUAGUUAAAAUCACGAUUUUAU